AGCUGGCUUCAUCAACCGCCUCUCUCACGACGCGACGGCUAUGUUUUAUCUCUCUCAUUCCUACCCCAUGAUACGGCUACCACUUUUUCGCCGCGAGUAGCAAGAAACGCAUUCACGAUGGCUUGUAGAAGUCCGCCGAGCGUGGCGCAACCCCCGCGCAUGCGACCACCUAGCCCCCAGGUUGUCGUGGGGAAUGAAAUGAGGGAUAGUCCUCCGUACGACUACGCUCCGUCAAUGCGACCGCGACAAGGAAGCCCGCAGGUGGUGAUCAAUACCAGGCGAGACGGAUUGAACCCCGACUAUGCGCAAUCGCACAAUCUGAAUUGGCAGCCUAGCUGGCCUAUAACCUCUGAGCAAGAAGCCCUGCCGAAACUCAAGGUCGAGUGGGAAACGCGACCGCACGCAGACCCGGCCGUAGCUUACGAGGGCUUCGAGAAUGUCCUUGUUAUCGAGCUCAACGACUUCGAGAUCUACGUAUGCCCUGAUUCCAAAUACGGCGGCGAGCUUUGUUCACUCGAAUAUCUGGAUGUUCGAGGAAAAAAGCUGUGGGUCGAUGGUAUUCUUUCCAUGGGCAACCAACGAUUUUACGUACAAAAAAUGCAUAUCAAGUCAUACUCAGUCAGCGGCUAUGGAAUAGAAGACGAGGACUCUGACACGGAAGUAUACAUCCAAUCUCAAAUUGCGAGUCAAGAUCAGCAAUUCGACAUCUGGUAUCUGUUAAAAGCCCCUCGUGGGCGGUACAAGCACAUCCAAGAGCUCUUUUCCUGGGUCACAGUGUUGGGCAAGCACGUCGUUGAUUACCUGGAGCUCCAGCCUGACGGCAUUUGCAUAGGAUUAAGAUCAUUCGAGAAGGAUUUCCAUGGAUGGCUUACAUCCCAUUACCCAAAGAAUCAGGCCAUCCAGCAAUGGGUCAAUGCACACGAAGGGACCGACUUCCGGAAAGCUGUUCACGCUCACAUCGACUACAUAAGCCAAGAAGUCUACAACCUGGCCAACCAAGAGUUGCUGGUAGAACAUUCGCUCUGGGGUGACUGCAUGAGAGACGACCAUGGGUCAAUCAUACCGCAACCACUCGUGCAAUCUAAUACUAUCGUAACCCCUCACACAUACGCGUGCUUCAAGAACAGAUAUUUUGGUUCAAAACUAGCAGAGAUGCCCCCAGCUGAAGAGAUGGCUAUUGAGCAAGAGAAUCGAAAGCGGUUACUAGGUUUCCCAGCGGGUGCACCGCGUGGUCGAUUGCCGCGCUUAGGGGACCACAACCAUCAAUCCACGGAGAUCCGAGUUGGAGAGGUUGUUUCGUUCACCCCAAACGACGAAGAGAAACGUAUUUGGAGAGAAGAUGAGAGUUCCAACCAGUGGUUUGCCUUUGUGCGCGAUGUUAAGCCAAUGAGCAAUGGUACCCAACGCAUCUACGUCAUCUGGUUAUACCGACCAGAGGACACGACUAUAUCGACUAUGGAUUAUCCAGUGAAGAAUGAGCUUUUUCUCUCAGAUUCAUGCAAUUGCAACGACGAAGCAAUACACUCCUCUGAAGUUACGGGACGAUACAGCAUCGAAUGGUUUGCCACUACUUUCAGCUCUGAGAAAGAUUAUAUUGUUCGUCAGAAGUAUUUGACCGAGAGCAGCUCUUUUGUGAGCUUGUCCAGAUCAGACUUCGAUUGCGACUGUCACGAGAACGACGAGAUGAAAAAGGCUCGUACGUACCAACGUGGGGAUACUAUAUACAUAGCCCGUCGUGGGGCGGAAUUUCUUUCCCCCGUGGUGGUACAUGAUAUCGACUUCAAAAGGCAGGACAUCACAGUGCGUGUUCUCUUACGAUACAAAACUUGCGCCGAGUACAUUGGCUACCUACCUCGAACUAAAGACAUCGAUAACGAGCUGGUUUGGACAAAAGAGUUCUUUACUGUCCCGUUGCGUCGUGUUGGGCGCAGAUGCCAUAUCCGCUAUUUCACCCCAGAGGGCAUCGAACAGUUACCAUACCCCUACAACAGAAAUGGCGCAGGUGACUAUUGGGUGAUAUCGACAUUUGCCAUGAAGCAAGAUAGCAGGCCUCAUAUAAGGCUUCUACCAGCAGCGCCUUCUAGCCUACUUCAGGCUCCUGAUCUGAGUCCCCUCGAGGACAAGAACAAACUCCCUGGCCUGAGUUUGUUCAGUGGUCUCGGUAAUCUUGACAAAGGACUUGAACAGAGCGGUAUGGUGAAUACCAAAGCUUUCGUUGACAUGUGCCCUGAAGCUAUUCAUACGCUCUACGCAAACGCUGAGGAUCCCGACAAACUCAAACUAUGGUUAGGAUCAGUAGAUGAUUACCUGGCAACGUUGCUGUCUGGCAAAGGCACAAAAGACAGCGCCGUUUUGUCCAUUGGGGAAGCAGCAGUCAUUUCAGCAGGAAGCCCAUGUCCAGGGUUCUCAACUUUGCAGCUGAACUCGCUAAGCGAUGAAUCGUUACGGAACGCCUCCCAUGUGACGACGAUAUGUUCAUUCGUUGACAUGUACCGGCCAAAAUGGGCAUUCCUUGAGAACGUCGUGAAUAUGGCGUCCACACGCAAAAAGCAAGAUGGAGAAUUAGUACUUUCCCAGCUUGUAGCAUGCCUUGUUUCUAUGGGAUAUCAAGUGCAACAGUUUAUCAUGAACGCCUGGAGCUACGGGAGUUGUCAGCGUCGAUCUCGGCUCAUUCUCUCAAUCUCUGCCCCGGGGCUUGUUCCAAUAACCCCUCCAGCAGCUACCCAUUCGAACCCCGAAGGCUUCAACGCCAGGCGAGUCGGAGAGCUCCGUAACGGACAGGGCUUUGGCGCGCAAGAAAAUUGCCUCACGCCAUUUCCUUACGUUUCAGCGGCCCGAGCACUGAGUCACUUGCCCGACAUAGGUAACGGGGUCAUAGGUGGAUGCAUUCGUCAUCCAGAUCAUCGUCUCUGGGCACCAAUGAAUUCGGUCCAUCGCACAAUCAUGCAACGGAUUCCUAGAGAACCGCAAGGGUCGGGCUUGAAAGAAGCCAUUCAAAUGAAGCUCAUACCUUCUCAUCUUAUUAAGAGUAGGAAAAAAGAAGUCGGUAAAGCCUACCAAAGAAUCAAGAAAGAUGGCCUUGUGUCAACUAUCUUGACUCAACCAUUCCCUGCGGACGCCAGACAGGGCGGCAUUGUUCAUUGGGCCCAAGAUCGUCCUAUUACUAUCGAGGAAGCCCGCAAAACUCAGGGGAUUCCAGUAUCUGAUGUGAUAGUUGGUUCACAAUCUGCACAGAUGCGGAUGAUCGGCAAUGCUGUUGAUCGACAUGUCUCAGAGGCUUUGUCAUUGGAAUUGCGUUAUGCUGUGCAAAAGAGCAUACGUUUCAAUCCAGAGCAAGAAACCAAUUCAUUUGUCCGUAUUCAGGUCGCAGGUUGCAACUCAGUAGCAACCGCAACAUCUACACAAUCACAAGGGCAUGACCCUCGUUAUCUAAGGGAAAUGAAGCCAGUGCUUUCGACUUCUAGUACCACAUCUGAAGACAUUGUGAGAGCUCGAGUGUCGCAACGAGAUAGGGAAGACAAGAACACCACAAAGGCCUGGGUAGCACAGGGCUUGCUACGUUAUCCUGCAUGUAGCCAGUCAUCCUUGUCAGUCCUUAGCAAGCGUACAUACGAAGAGGUGCCGGCGUCUGUGGAUACUCCUGGGACUAUAAAAUACCUUGCCUCGCCCAACCCUGUCAAAAAACAAAAGCGAGAGGAAAAUACUAGUUCAGUCUCGAACAACAUUGGGAAUCCGCAUGGAUUGCCAAACGGAUCAUGCUCUUUCUCCCCUCCUAGGUCAACUCCAACCGUUGAUUCAGAUGAUUCAGAGGGCAGAAAAACACGACAUUCUGGUCUUGAAGUCGAGUUUACGCCAAGCGUCUGGCACAGGACACCAGAAUUCCUUACCAUGAAAGCUAGACGUGAAAAGGAGAGAAGAGAUUCGCUUCCAUAUGCGUAACGUCUUUCCAGAUAGUGGAAUGAUAUAUAUGGAACAUGAUAU
Messenger RNA from Periconia digitata, 3981 nucleotides. The record is from the annotation of a GenBank genome assembly. Lineage: Eukaryota; Fungi; Ascomycota; Dothideomycetes; Pleosporales; Periconiaceae.